CCGCGGAGGCGGGCACGCGAGUGUCAUUGGCGGCUCGUCUUUCGAAUGCGAACUGUGGGUGAUAUGCGCAGCCCGUCGAUUUCGAUGAUGCAAAACCGCCCACCUCCUACCACCCCGUGCUGGUCGUCUUCUGUGAGCCACUAUAUUCGACUCCUCUACUUCCACGCUUUGUCGUCAUCGAAAGUUUGCAGAUCUGUGUGUCGUGUUUUGCUGCAGGAGCGCAUGGCUGACAUGGUGAGGAAGACAGCUCUGCUAAUUAUUCUGCUUGGGGCGGUGGUGUCGUUCAUUGCUCUGCACGCGUGCCACCUGGCCGGUGCUCGCAUCCGACGUGGAAGGAGGAAGGGGUUGAAGAGGCUUCAACAGGGCGCUUCGGCGAGCAAAGGGAUGGGCGACGCACCAGCGCGAGUAGAAAGCACGGGAGGGGGUGUAGGUCCCAUGUCCGCAUUGCUGGGCGAAACGCGGGGUGGAGGCCGUCUUCCAUUCGACUUGCAACUCUCACCGGCGACCACCAUGGACGUGUCUAGAAUGGUCCUCGUCCAGCGGAGUGGACAUGGUGGCGGCACCAGCACGCAGACAAUGCAUGCCACCGACCUUGACGACGGGAUGUCAAUGCAUCGGCCGAACCACGUGUCAAGGCCUGCGCCGAGCCAUGCCGGACCUGCUGCCAGCGUGCCGUAUCACCAACCUACGGCAGGCGCGGCCAUGCAGGAACGGAGGCCUGAUCUGGGCGGUGUUGCGGAAUCCCCUCGAUGUGUGGAGCGUAUUGUUUGCCGCUUCAAUAGCUUGCGGGCGACCAGCGAUGGUGAUGGAGCACGACCGGACAGUGGUGCCAGUGAGGCGGACCACGUCGACGUUGAAGACGACGAUGGUGACGACGAUGAGGAAGACAAAGCUUCGGUCAAGGAAGCAGCCUCCAGUGGGAUGAAAAAGCAAGCUUCCAAAGGUCGUGGGAAAGUGAAGGGAAAGGAUAAGGAAGGUGAUAGAAACGGCGAGGGUGGCGGGAAAGUGUGGGACAGGGAGAAGGACUCGGGACUGCAAUCGUACUUCCUCAUGAGCACGAAAGCACGGAAGGAGAAAGGUUACACGUUCAAUCUAGACCGCACUCUGUAUGACGCGAUCCACAUCAUGCAGGGGAACAACCAGGCCGAUCACCCGCCGAAUCUCGUGGACACAGACAACAGACAAGGACAACAACCACAACAAGGUGACCAAAGCCAAGCGCUUGUGGGUGGUGGGAAAGCAAACACUUCGGCGAGCGACAACAAGGAAGCGGAUGCGGGUGACGGGUGUGGCAGCAGGUCGUCUUCUAACGACAUUCAUGGCAAGCGGAAGAACGCGAGGCAACUGGCUUUCGAGGCGGUGACGGAUGUGAUGAAAAUGCACUCCACCGUAGUCGCAGAGUCCAUGGACCGCGCGAGCAAGCGGCAGUGCGACGUGCUCCAAAGGCAGUGCGACAUAAUGGAUAGGGAGGCGGGAACGCAGGAGAGGCAAUGCGAAGUUCUGGACGUCGGGCAACGGAUGCUGUGUGAUGCUCUACUUAAGAUCGCAUCGACAUUGGCCAGGGAUUGAUUGCGAGGUUGUGACAGCAGAGCACACCCCAAAACCCAGGCAAGUGUGCUUGGAGGGGCGGUUCGCGGGGUGUCAUUUCAUGGAUAGA
This is a messenger RNA of Chara braunii, 1657 nucleotides long. The record is from the annotation of a GenBank genome assembly. Lineage: Eukaryota; Viridiplantae; Streptophyta; Charophyceae; Charales; Characeae.